AUGAGAUAAUAACGAGCUCAUAUUUAGACUAUCUAAACAAUGGCAGCCAGAUUAAAUUAAAAUAUCUCAAAUAGAAGGUCAGUAUUGAAUGAUAGUUAACAAAUCUAAAAUCAUUAAUUAAAUCUCUCAGUCAAUCAAUCAUUUAACAGUCCAAAAUUAAUAUCCAAUCAUUAAUCUUUUAUAAUUUCAUAACCAACUAAUCUUAGUAUGAGAGAUACAGUAAAAAGUGUUCAAUGUACUUCACCAUCCUUAAGAGUACAAACUGAGAAAAUAGAAAAAGAGGACAAUAAAUAGCAAUAAUUUAUUGAUGCUACAUUGAGAUUGUUAGCACAAAAUGAAAAAUUAGAAAAAUUAAUUUGCGAAUAAAAUGAAGUGUUAGCAAUUUAUAAGUAAGAGAAAUAGGAAUUAGAAUUUAAAGUAAAAAGAUUAUCCCAAGAGAUAACUUUCCUAAAAGAUGCUAAUUAAAAGAGAGUAAUGGCUUUAGAAAAAGAGCUAAAGUAAAUUAAAGGAAAAUCAUAACAUUAACCCAAAAAAUUUCUUAGAUGA
Molecule: messenger RNA, 546 nt
Organism: Paramecium pentaurelia
Lineage: Eukaryota; Ciliophora; Oligohymenophorea; Peniculida; Parameciidae
Source: the annotation of a GenBank genome assembly